This is a messenger RNA of Carassius carassius (crucian carp), 2902 nucleotides long. It is a transcript of the gene dpy19l3, whose product is annotated as dpy-19 like C-mannosyltransferase 3. The record is from RefSeq and is a predicted model, not a curated record. Lineage: Eukaryota; Metazoa; Chordata; Actinopteri; Cypriniformes; Cyprinidae. The transcript has 19 exons. Bases 516 to 2735 code for a protein of 739 amino acids. Gene Ontology annotation, molecular function: mannosyltransferase activity. Gene Ontology annotation, cellular component: nuclear inner membrane.
GUUAGUGCGUAUUAAUGUGCAUUAUUUUACAGUGAGUGAAAGGGACGGGGCAGGUAGCUGUCUGUCUGUCCUGUUCCCUAACCGGAGACCGAGAUCAGCGGCUGAUGCGAUCUGAGAUCUGCUGACACUGUUGCUGAGCUGUGCGCAGGAAACGCCGCUACGAAACACAGGCCUGCCAAUGAAUGAAUGAACGAAUGAAAUAAGCGCGUCGCGAUGCUUUAUUGUUUUGUUCCGCGGUCCUUGCUAUCAUAGCAAAGAGUGUGCUCUUUUGUUUGUCGCGGACGCUCUCCGCACUUGCCCGUAGUUCGCGAAAGUGUCAUGAAACAACGUAAAUGGAGACAUUUUGACAACGAUAGCUCUAGUGUUUCCGGUAUAACGGGAACGCAUGGCUGAAUCCUAUUGAAGUGUUUGACAACAGCGCGAAAGAGGCGGGAUUUAAUGAUCUUUGCUAAUUGCUGAUGGAGUAGGCUACACGUUCAUCACACUGCAAACAUGCAGGAAGAAACAGCUGUAUCAUGUUUUCAUGCGGGCUUCGGACUGGAGGCCUGUUUUCCAGCAUGACUGCCCUCAGGCAGAGGAAGGGCAGUAAAGGGAAGGACCCGGGGCCCAGUGUUCAGAACCUGAAGCCUGAUUGUACAGCUGAACCUAGAGAGAGGUUUACAACAGGUGGUUUCUCAUGGUGGACAAUCUUGUGUGUAAUGGCAGGCUCAGUAGUGGGAAUUAGUCUGGGCUUGCUGUGCUGCAUCUAUGUGGCUACACUUCAUGAAAAUGACCUCUGGUUCUCCAAUAUGAAGGAAGUCGAGCGUGAAAUCUCCUUCCGGACAGAAUGUGGCCUUUAUUACUCCUACUACAAACAGAUGUUGAAGGCGCCUUCUAUACAGCAAGGUCUUUAUGAGCUUAUUCAUGACAACACUACUGAAUCAAAGAGAACAAUAAACAUCCUACAGCGUAUGAAUAUCUACCAAGAAGUGUUCCUUAGCAUUUUGUACAGAAUACUUCCCAUCCAGACCUACUUGGAGCCAAUUUAUUUCUACAUCUACACCGUGUUUGCUUUGCAGGCAGUGUAUGUCAUUGCCCUCUUUAUCACUAGUUGGUUACUCAGUGACUCCUGGCUGGCUGGAGCCCUCACUGGAGUCUGGUACAUUCUCAACAGAGUGGAUACCACACGUGUGGAGUUUACCAUCUCGCUAAGGGAGAACUGGUCAAUACCUUUCUUUGCUCUUCAGGUGGCUGCCAUAACAUGCUACUUAAGGCCACAGCUAAAACCUAUUCACCAGAGGGUAGUAUUGUGGCUGGUGUUCAUCUCCACCUUCUGCUUCUGUUUGACAUGGCAAUUCAAUCAGUUUGUCCUGCUGGUGCAGGCCCUUAUAAUCUUUACUCUGGAUUGCCUGGACUUUCUCACAGCGGAACAGGUGGUUUCUCUGUACCUGAUGCAGGUGUUGAGUCUGUUAUUGGUGUGGUUACUGCAGUUCUGCAAUUCUAUGAUUCUGGGCUCCCUGGUGCUCAGCUUCAUUGUGUCUGCCCUCCUCAUCAAACACUUCCAGACGGGACUAAAGACAGGCGGCUUUGUCAUACGAGUAGGAAAACUGGCUCUUCACACGCUCCUAGUCCUCACAUUAACUUUCACCAUCAAUUAUUCAGCCAAGAAAAUACUCCAGCUGAAAUCAGACGAGCACAUCUUUAAGUUCAUAAAGGCCAAGUUUGGCUUCGGGGCAACGAGAGACUUUGAUGCCAGUCUCUAUCUGUGUGAAGAGGCUUUUGGCUUGUUGCCAUUGGAUACAUUUGAGCGGUUGGCUGGCACAGUGCUGCUCUAUCCGUAUCUGUGCACCCUCAGUGUGCUCUUCAUCUUGCUGGUGCUGGUGGCGCUCUCUAAUCUCAGCACGAAUGGGUCGGGCCAAGCUAGCAGGGAGGAAGAGGAGAGGACCUUUAUGAUGCGUCCGGACGUCGCUUAUAAUCUCUUGCACACUGUCUUCUUCGGCCUACUUGCCUUUUCCACUAUGAGGAUGAAAUAUUUGUGGACUGGCCACAUGUGUCCUUUCGCUGCCUUUGGGGUGUGUGGUAAGGAGGUGUGGUCAUUGUAUCUGAGGGUCCUUCACUGCAACACCAAAACCAUGAUGAGACUGAUCAGGUACUCUGUUCCUAUUGUAGUACUGGUGUUCCUUUAUUACAAGUUCUGGCCCAGACUGAUGGAGGAGAUUUCUGAGCUGAGAGAGUUUUAUGAUCCAGACACUGUGGAGCUAAUGGAGUGGAUCAGAUUGAAGACACCCAAACGGGCGGUGUUUGCAGGCAGCAUGCAGCUGUUGGCAGGAAUUAAGCUGUGUACGGGGAGAGUAUUGACAAACCAUCCGCACUAUGAGGACCAGGCACUGAGAGAGAGGACCAGACAGGUAUAUCAGAUCUAUGCACGUCAGUCUGCUGAGGAGGUUCAUAAAGUUCUCUGUUCGGUUGGAGCGGACUAUAUCGUACUGGAGGACAGCAUCUGCUAUGAGCGCAGGCACAGCCGUGGUUGUAGGCUGAGGGACCUGCUCGACCUGGCAAACGGACAUAUCAUGGAUGGCCCAGGUGAAAACGAGCUGGACCUCAUCCCUGCGACUCACCCACGUUUUUGUGAGGCCAUUAAGAGCGACAUGCCUCCGUAUUUAACCCUCUUCACACGAGUGUUCAAAAACAAGACAUUUCACGUGUACAAACUCAAGAAACUCAAGAAGAAAAACAAAGCUGGGAACGUUCCAUAAUGCUUAUUCCUCAACAGCAGUCGCCCACCUUCACUGGAUGAAUGAACUCCCCAUCUGGAAUGUUCAAUGAGUGUGUGAUAGUAGCAGGUGUGUGUGUGUGUGUGUGUUCGGCUGUGUGCAAGAGAGAGAUUGGAGAGAUGCCUGAUUGAGCCAGCACGCACUAGAUG